UUGGACUUUUGUUGACGUUUCAUGUUUUUUUCAGAUCGCACCUGGAACAGAGUCUAACUUUUCAUAUAUUUAUCUUACCGAAUAAUAAAAAAUAUGGGCAGUGAUUGGGACGAGAUCAAGCGCUUGGCAGCCGACUUCCAAAAGGCUCAGCUCACGUCAACUCUGCAGAAGCUCUCGGAGCGAAACUGCGUGGAGAUCGUAACGCUGCUGUUGGAGAAGCAAAUGCUGGAAGUAGUGUUCACCAACGAUGGUAAGGAGUACAUCACCCCAGAUCACUUGGAGCGCGAGAUCCAGGACGAGUUGUAUGUCAACGGAGGACGUGCCAAUUUGGUGGAGGUCAGCAAAACCUUGAAUGUGGAUUUGUCCCGAAUCGUAGGCUUAGCUGAGCGGAUAGCGGAGGAAAAUCCGAGCAUUCAUCUGGUAUUGGGACAGCUAAUCGACGAGGACUAUAUCAGUCACAUUGCGCAAGAGAUCAACGAAAAGCUGGCGCUUCGUGGAGAGAUCUCCAUAUCGGACUUGGCUUCCCAGUUUGAUUUACCUUCAGACUUCCUGCAGCACGACGUGGUGGAAAAGCACCUGGGCAGGAUUAUUAAGGGUCGCCAAGAUAGCACCAAUCCGCGAGUAUUCUUCACCCAGGCCUAUAUCCAACGUUGCAAGGCGAAGAUUCGUGGAGCUCUGACUGCUAUUACCAGACCCACAAAUGUGGCUGUUAUCCUGCAGCAGAUAGGAGUGCAGGAGAAGAUCUUCCACUCUCUGCUGGACGAGAUCGCGCCAGCCGGUCAGGUGACCUCAAAAUUGGCAAACUCCCAGUAUGUACCACAUAUCUAUGCAAAGACGCAGGCCGACUGGGUCAACUCAUUCUACAAACAGAAUAGUUUCCUCGAGUACGACGCCAUUCAAAAACUGGGUAUUUCGGAUGCCAAGUCAUACAUCCGCAAGCAGUUCCCCAGCGAAGAGUUCUUCUUCCUUAAGCGCGUGGCCCUUGGCGCCCGACUUGUGGAGCUCACAGUGGUCACUGCGCUAAAUGAGUGCAGUGCCACCAAGCAGUAUCUGGACCUUACCACAAUCCUGCCUUCGAAUCUGUCGUCAGAGGACAUCGAGGAGGUUUUCAGCGCCAUAAUGGCCCAAAAGCAAAGCAAUCCCAGCAAUUUUGUGUACCUGGAUAGCAUCGUAUUCUCGCAACCGUAUCUCGCUCAGCUGGUUCAGCCCUGUCAAGCGUUGGCAGAGUCCCAUGCAAAGGCUGCCAUCGACAGCGGGGUCUACCAGCAGUUCAUUGUGGAAAAGACACUGGCCCAGAAGGGAAACGUUUCGACCCAAGAGUUUGAGGACGAUGGCAAGGUGGACAAACGCGAUGAGCGAAGGAAAAAGGCGUCAUCUGGUAAAGCAGGCGGCGGAGCACAGGGACGUGAGACCAAAACAAAGUCUACAAAGAAGCACCAACGAGGCAAGGCAGCAGUUCAAAACGACAGUGAUGAUGAGGACGAUGUGCAGCAGGGCUCUAGAGGAGGUGGUGGCGGGAACAAGAAGGCAGUUAAGCCAUUGGAAUUGGUCAAGUCUGCAGACAUUGUUAAACUUAUCAAUUCCAGUCUGGAGGAGGAGGGAUUGGAGCAUUUGUCAAAACCUAUUGCUGCUUUAUAUACGAGCCAAUUUAAUCAGACGGCUUUGGCACGUGCACAGGAGUUGUUUGAGGCUACACCGCAAACAAAUCGUCGCCAGACGCAUGCAGCUAUCCAGGAUCGCAUUAAUACUCUACUGAUAGACAUACGGCUUUACGAGAAGGGCUUAAAGCUCUUUCCCCAGGACACACAGACGCAGUUGAUUAAAUACCUGCUUAAAUCUUUGGGUAAUGAUAUCUGCAACGAACUUUCAUUGUACGUGGCCAGUGAAUGCAAUUUGACUGUGAAAAACACCAACCUGAAUGUAGAUCAGCGAAAUAAGUUGGCUCAGGAAUGCGAUGCGCAGUACCGCGCUGCCUUACUAGAACAAAACAAGGCCCUUAACAAGACUAUUGACGAAUUUGAAUUAGCCACGGAAGCAGUGUUAAAGACUUGUAGUAUGAUCAUCAAGAAGGUGGACAAGAAGAAGGAUCGCUUGCUGAUUGCAGACCACAAGAAGAAGCUGCAAGAGCAGUUGCUCGAGUGUCAGGACCCGGCGUUACUGCUGCAUCUGGCUGCACUGAUUCUGUUUACCACAAUCAGUGGUUGCAUUUUGCACGCGUCCGGAAAGUUUGUUUCUGCCAUUUUGCAGCAUAUUCGAGCCUCACUCAAUGAGCCACAAAAUGCUUUGCUUCUCCAAUAUCACGAUUUAGUCCUACAAGUUUUGCAAGCAGCGCCGGACAGCAGCGAUUCAAAGAUUGCUCACGAACAACUACAAGCCAUGCAGUCACAGGUCGUCGAACUGGCGCAGAAUUUCGCACGCUCCUCUGUUUCUAAGGCUGAUUAAGGAGGCAAUGUGAUUCCCUUAAGCUUAAAAUGGUACUGGUCCGCAGUGGAUUUUUAAUUGUUAAAUUUUCAUAGUUUAUAAAUCGUUUUUAUUAUUGCUAUGCAUGCGAGUCGCCUAAAUACAAUCAGAUACAAAACGA
Messenger RNA from Drosophila eugracilis, 2581 nucleotides. It is a transcript of the gene Ufl1, whose product is annotated as E3 UFM1-protein ligase 1 homolog. Gene Ontology annotation, molecular function: UFM1 ligase activity. The record is from RefSeq and is a predicted model, not a curated record. Gene Ontology annotation, biological process: regulation of proteasomal ubiquitin-dependent protein catabolic process; protein K69-linked ufmylation; response to endoplasmic reticulum stress. The coding region runs from base 94 to 2442 and encodes 782 amino acids. Gene Ontology annotation, cellular component: endoplasmic reticulum membrane. The transcript is spliced from 5 exons. NCBI's taxonomy places the organism in Eukaryota, Metazoa, Arthropoda, Insecta, Diptera, Drosophilidae.